Molecule: messenger RNA, 888 nt
Organism: Pistacia vera
Lineage: Eukaryota; Viridiplantae; Streptophyta; Magnoliopsida; Sapindales; Anacardiaceae
Product: glyceraldehyde-3-phosphate dehydrogenase-like
Exons: 5
Coding region: 48-386 (112 amino acids)
Molecular function (GO): oxidoreductase activity, acting on the aldehyde or oxo group of donors, NAD or NADP as acceptor
Source: RefSeq, a predicted model, not a curated record
UAAAUUUUGAUAGUUUUCUGAGGAUUUCCAACUUUUGCUUUUCCACUAUGAUGGUCGGACAAGUGAAUGGGAUGAAUUUGAGUGGUCAAAGAGCGCAAUCCAUGUUAGUGCAAGGAGACAAACAAAAUGGUGGUAUGCAAAAAGGCUUUUGCAUCCUGACGUUGUUGCAGCUUAUGAGUAUAUUUUUAUUUGGGAUGAAGAUCUUGGCGUGGAACACUUCAACGGGGAGAAGUUUACAGAAGAGAAACCUGGCUGGUGCAGUGAUCCACAUGUGCCUCCAUGUGCUACGGACCCGGUUGAGAUCCCUUGGGGCAAUUAUGGGGCUGAGUAUAUUGUUGAAUCUUCUGGGGUCUUCACAACAACUAACAAGGCCUCAGCUCACAUAAAGGGAUUGAAUUUAAUGAGGUGACAAUAGGAAGAGUUGAAACCGAGGGACAGCAUGCUGAACAAUGGUGAAUAGUAAAGAUGAUGUAUGCAAUGUAUCAGAUGAACAAUCAAAAGUACAGAAAUUGGGACCAAAAUCAGACCUUGAAUUAAAACCAAGAUUAUUGGCAUAGGUGAGAUGACUAUUUUUCCAUCAGAUUUCAAACAUUUAUAGCCUUUAUGAAUAAGGUUGUAUUCUACAAAAACACAUUUGGCUGAAUGAAAGAAGAAAUUUAACUUAGUUUAAAAUUUUAAACUAGGGAAUUGAAGUUUAGAUUGUUAAUCUGUGAGAUAUUUGCUUUUCUACUCCAUCAAUUUGAUUUUGGUUUGGUGCUGCAGUACGUUCUGUGAACUUUGAGGAGUAGUCUUUCUUUUCUAUUGCCAUUUCAUAAGUUUUUGUCACAUAUUGUAUACCCCAGAAUAAUUAUAAUUUAUUUGUAAUAAUUUAGUUUCUUGCUUGACUUA